This is a messenger RNA of Owenia fusiformis, 6979 nucleotides long. NCBI's taxonomy places the organism in Eukaryota, Metazoa, Annelida, Polychaeta, Sabellida, Oweniidae. The record is from the annotation of a GenBank genome assembly.
AACCAAAUACCCCCUACUGGCAAUCAAAUGCCCCCUACUGGCAAUCAAAUGCCCCCUACUGGCAACCAUAUGCCCCCUUCAAACAACCAAAUGGGCCCCUCAGGCAACCAAAUGCCCCCUAGUGGCAAUCCGCCUCCACAUAUGCCAGGGCAAAAUCAGAUGUAUGGUGGUGGUAUGAAUAGGCAUACACCCAAUAACUAUCAGAACAAUAUGAACACAAACUCUAUGGGGGCAUCAGGAGGAAGUAUGCCCCCUAAUGGUACCCCUAACAUACCCCCCUCAAGUAUACCUAAUGCUGUGCCCAAUAGUGCAACACCUACCGGUGCACCAACUAGUGGUGGAACCCCAAACUCCACAAACAAUAUGCCGCAAUAUGGACAAUAUAAUAGUCAGACAGGACCCCCCAAUCAGAAUGCAGCGAGCGCUUCAAAUUCUCUGAACUCUCUACCUAGUCCCGGGAGCUCUCCAGUAUCCAAUGCUAGCUCAGGUACAGGAAUAAAAGGGGCACAGGCAGCAGCCCAAGCUGCAAUGAUAGCUGCAGCUAGCUCUGCUCAACGGGCUAGCAUGGCCAACCGUUUUCCAGGUAGUCCACAACAGCAAAGGAUGCCAGCUCCUGGAUUUAUGGCAGGUAGCCCUCCUCAAAUGAACAGUAUGAGCCCCUUGAACAAUAUGGAGGGAAUGAGGCCUGGCGGACCAAGUCCAGGGCCCAGAGAGAAUUCCAAUGGAUCCACAGGCAGCCAAAGUCUACCCCCUAAUCAGGUUGCCCCCGCCAGCUUCUCAUCUGUGGUGAACAGUUCUAGUCAGUCUGGUGGGAAGGGGGAUGUGAAGCCUGGUAGCUUGCCAAACAUUAGUGCCAUGAGUGGCGAUAUGAAACCCACAGCCAAAGUUGAAGCCAGUGCCACAAAUACAGACACCUCAACUGCUGUGACACAAAGUAUGACAUACCCAGUGACAACAACAAACUCCAUGGAAACCAGCUCAGUUCACAACAAUGCCAUGGAGACUGUUUCACCUGCACCAAUCACAACAGAGGAGAACAAAGCUAUGAUGAGGGAUGACAAAUCCAGACAAGAUGCUACCUCGAUGCCUCCUAACCCUGUUGGUAUGAUGCCUAUAGUGCCCCCAUCCCCCAGUGGAAAUAGUAUGUCCUCUUUCCCUGCCCCCUCUCCCAGUGGCAAUAGCAUGUCGUCCUUCCCCGGAGAUGAAAUGGAAAAUAUAAGCAGUCCAAGCUGGCCUGGCACGCCUAAACCUGGUCUACCUGAACAAAGUCACAAGCUGUAUGAUAUGGGUACUGAAAAAGAGAGACGUCCAUUCUUGGAUAAACUUUUACAACAUAUGGAAGAGAAGGGAUCCCCCAUAGGGAACCUACCCCAGAUCAGUAAACAACCUCUAGAUAUCUUCAAGCUUUAUUACCAAGUCAGAGAGAGGGGAGGACUCAUUGAUGUGACAAAGAAUAAGAAAUGGAAAGAAACUGGUAUUGCAAUGGGCCUGAAUGCAUCAGCAAGUGUUGCGAACUCACUGAGGAAAAGUUACGUGAGAUUUCUGCUGUCAUACGAGGCCAGGUUCGACCGUGGCUGUAUGGACCCUGCCAUCCUCAUGUCACAACUAGACACCCUGAUCACUAAGAAGGAGAAGAAAUCAACUGCCAAUAAGCAGCAAUCCCAUAAUCAACACCCUCAAGAUGGUUACCGCCAAGGUGGGCGAGGCAUGGCAGGGGAUAUGUAUGCUCAACGUCCUAAUAUGGGCAACAACAUGGGUCCACCUGGGAUGAUGCCAAAUAUGGGCAUGGGACAAGGCAAUAUGUACAACAACAUGGGUCCUAACUCUAACAUGAUGCCCUAUGGCAAUUCUAUGUCUAUGAAUGGACCCAGUAUGGGAAUGGGAAUGAAUCCCAAUCAAAUGAUGCAGAACCCCAACAUGGGACCUGGACCUAAUAUGGGACAUGCACCUAACAUGGGCCAUGCACCAAAUAUGGGACAUGGACCAAAUAUGGUUCCAGGGCCAAAUAUGGGACAUGGGGGAAACAUGACAUCUGUACCUAAUAUGGCUGCUGGCAUGGGACCAGGGUCUAGUAUGGGCCCCUCAAACGCUAUGGGUUCUUCAAACGCUAUGGGCCCAAAUGCCAACAUGGGUCCUGGAAUGGGUCCAAACAGCAGUAUGGGACCUAAUGCCGGCAUGGGUCCCAAUUCAAAUAUGCCUCCAAGUAGUAGUAUGGGUCCCAAUACUUCGAUGGGCCCUAGUCCAGGAAUGGGUCCUAAUGGCAGUAUGGGUCCUAAUGGCAGUAUGGUUCCUAACUCCUCUAUGGGUCCCAACUCUUCAAUGGGCCCAAACUCAUCAAUGGGCCCAAACUCUUCAAUGGGUCCUAACUCUUCAAUGGGACAGAGUGCAAACAUCGGACCUACGACCAGCAUGAGUUCCAACACAAGUUUGAGUAACACCAACACAGUUCCAGUUAACAGCAUGGCUCAAAACAUGACUCCUAAUAUGGGCAUGGGGACAAAUACAUCAAUGGGUCAACCCAACCAGCCAGGAAACCAGCCAGCACCUGGUGACAGUGUCACAUUAUCUGAUCCUUUCUCCGAUGAUGCAUCCUCCAUGUCCAGCACAGGUGGUAGCCAAGGCCAAUUUGGAAAGAGUUCCCCCAUGCAGAGUUCUCCAAUGCCACCUUAUGGUCCACAGCAGACUCCUAGCAGUCAGCCCAUGCCAAGUCAGCCUCCUAUUCGCCCAUCUGUUGCCAGCACCAACAGUGUUCCUAGUGAUACACAGAGUAUGCCAGGCAUGUAUGGAAAUAGGCCCAUGAACCAGCCACCAACAUCAUACAGUUCAAGCCAAAUGGCUGCUGUUCCUCCCAACCAAUCAGGCCCCACGGAUCAGAUGUAUGGCAACAAUCGCUUUGGCAACCAAAUGCCACCCCAUCCCCAGGGUCCCUCAGACCAACCAGGAGCUCCAGGGUACCAACAGCAGGCAGGGGGUCAGUAUGGGCCUCAACAAGGGAUGUAUGGCAACAAGUUCACCCCCCAAAAGCGCCCUUAUCCAGAUGCUUUUAACCAAGGGUACAAUCAGAACAACAUGGGUGGUGGGUACUCUACCCAAGGGGGUUAUGGGAACUCCCCGUAUCCUUCGCAGCAAGGCAUGAUGGGAGGACCCGACAUGCCUUCCUCAGGACACACUGGACAAUCAACAGAACCGGUUGAUGACUUCGAGUUUGCCUAUCCACAGGCACCACCUUUACGCUCAUACAGAAAAUCAAUGGAAACAACCAACGAUAUGUUCACUCCUAAUAUGGAAGUGGGUAGCAUGAACUCUUCUAUGAUUGGUCAGAAUAGUGCAUUGUUAUAUGACGAUGAUUUCACAGAUAACCCCCAGGGAAGCCCAAGUGCCUGGAUGGCAAUGCAGCAAAGAUAUGGUGCUAAUCGACCGCCAGGGUUCAACCAACAGGGCAUGGCUCAGCAGAAUUCACCGUUCAUGAACCGCUACAACCAGAGCAGUGGCCCACGUAUGCCUAGUACUCCAAGAGACAAACAGUAUUUCUCACCUAAUAAAUUCCAGCAGCGACAAAUCCAGGGUGGCAAUCAGUACCCUCCCAAGCGAGAGAUAACCUUCCCCCAAGACAGCAUUGAAGCAACGCAGCCAUUACUGAACAAACGACGCAAAUAUGCCACCAAAGAUAUAGCACCCAUUGAAGCAUGGAAGUUAAUACUUGCCUUGAAGUCUGGUUUACUGAGUCAGAGCACAUGGGCCUUGGACACGCUCUCUAUUCUUCUCCAUGACGAUGCCAGUAUCGUCUACUUCAACCUACGUAAUCUUCCUGGCCUAAUUGAUGUGCUAUUAGAACACUUCCGUGCCUGUCUAAUAGAAAUAUUCAAAGACUCUUUCCAAGAUAUGGAAAUUGGAUGUGAGCGAAUUCCAGAGUUAGAGAAAUGUGAUACUGGAAAUGAUGACAAGUCAAAAUUACGGACAAUCUUUGAUGACAGUAAAAAUGAAGAUCUCUACCAUUCUGGAAAUUAUACAAUGAUUUCACGAAGUGGAAAAGACGUUAAGUUUGAGGAGCAAGAUCAGUGUGAUUUGAUCGAUGCCAAGGACUGGGAUAUUUACUGCAAUUUUGAAAGUGAUCGUCAAACAUUCAUGUUUGGAAAAUCGGAUAUGACGAAACACAUAGUGUCACAUUUAGAAUGUCAAAAUAAUCCAGAAAAAAUGAAAUCGUUUUUCUUGGGACCUCAAAAGUUCAAAUUGAAAAGUGAGAAAGAUGAUGAUAACGACUCUAUUGAAAGUGAUAAGGAAAACAGUGUGGCUAAUGCUAUGAAACAAGAAAAUGUGGAUGAAUGUGAACUUGAAAAGCCAUGCUUAAGUAAAGAGAGUUGUACAAGUUGCAGUGUAAUAAUCAAAUCUGAACCAAUGGAUACUUCUGAAAGUGCAAACCCUGAGUGCUGCUUAAAAUCAAACAAUCCAUCACAAGCAGACCAGGAAUCUGAGGCAAUACAAUCGAGUAACGUUGAACAAAAAUCCCACUCAAAUGACACUGAACAAAAAGCUGAUAGUGCAAGUGAACAAGUAAAGCCAGAUAAUAAUAUUGGACAUGUAGACAAUACGCAAUCUAGUGGGUGCAAUGAAGACUUACUCCUUACUUGCAAGAAAAAAUAUGAAGGCUUUCAAGAGGAGGCUUACACACGGGACGAACCUCCUUUUCAUAUGAUCUCCGAUUCUCAAGAAGAACUGUCGCGGCGAUGCAUCUGUGUCUCCAACAUAUUCCGUAGCCUGUCAUUUAUUCCAGAAAAUGAUAAGGUGCUGUCACAGCACCCUGGAUUCGUGACAUUAUUUGGUAAGCUCUUGUUACUGAAUCAUUACCAUCCAAAGAAAGUGAAGCCUGAGCGUAAGGAGGAUGCAGACUUAGAAGACGUAGACGUGCAACAUGGAAAGUCGGAAUGGUGGUGGGACACCUUACACACUCUCCGCGAAAAUACACUAGUGAUCUUCUCCAAUAUUGGUGGACAUUUAGAGCUUGGAAGCUAUCCCGAGGAAAUCUGUUUGCCUGUAUUGAAUGGCUUACUUCAUUGGUCAGUGUGUCCUUCCACAUAUGCCCAGGACCCACUUCCCACCCUACCCGCCCACUCCCCUCUGUCCCCACGAAGACUUGUGCUUGAAGCCCUCUCAAAGAUGAGUAUACACGAACUCAAUGUGGACUUACUUCUAGCAACACCACCUUUUAGCAGAAUCAUUGAGUUACUCAGCAUUCUUGUUAAAAUGCUAGCUGAUAAACGUGAGCAAGUGUGUCGAGAGUUUGCUCUUGUGUUGAUCAGUGGUCUUGUUCAAGGUGACGAAAGUGCAGCAGCUGCCCUUGCUAUACAGCCACUUAGUAUCUCAUUGCUCAUUGACUUCCUAGAAAUGGCUGAGCAUAAUGCCAUGCAGCUAGCGAACAGCCAGGGGGUUAGAGUCCUCCGUGAGAACCCUGAGAUGAUGGGGACCACGCUAGAGAUGCUCCGUAGGGCUGCUUUCACAUUGCUAGCCCUAGCUAAAGUCCCGGACAACCAACCAUUGUUCAUCAAAUUCCAGCCUCGUCUUCUACAGUUGGUCAUGUCUCAGAUCCUGGAUCAACAAGUGGCACAAGUUUUAUCAGACACUCUUUAUCACUGCUCUGCUACUGAUAUCAUAGACCCCAAUGGCAACAAGACUGAAUCUGUUUUUGUUAAAAAGAAAAACUCUGCAAAUAGUAGCGUCUCAAAAGAUGCAGUUGUUAACACAAAAGAGUCUGAUGGUGAUCCAACUGAGCUCAGUACUGAGACUAGAACUAACACUGUAAAUGAUACAUCUGACUCAGUUAGUGACACAACCAGUCCUGUUGGUAGCAUAAAAGACUCAGUUAGUAACACAACUGACCCAGUUAAUAACAAAUCUGACAUUAGUUCCACGUAGUAAUGUAAUCUCGCCAAAUAUGGGCAUAAAGCAUUAAUGUACAAACCAAAUAUCAUAUUCCUCAAAGUUGCUAAGGCAAACUACUCAAGCAACAGGUAGCAUUUUAUAAAAUUAGUUCGUAAAAUGUUGCUCGAGUAAUCUGCUCUGGAAGUAAUAUAACUGCUUUGAAAUAGAUGGAAAAUGUGCAUAUAUAUUGGGAGAAUCUUCCAAUGUGUUCUAUUGUAAAAAUAUAGCGGCAUCUAGCAGUCCUACAACUGGAGGAGCAUAGCUGAUACAAAUCUCCAGAUAAUGUCUUGUAUAAAGUAAUUGAAUUGAAAAAUAUUUUUGUAAAGCCAUGUGAUGUUUAGUAAAUCUGAGUUAAUUACUUUGUAUUUAAUAUUUAUAAUGUAGUUACAAUUAUAUAUAAAUCACAGGUGCUUAACUGAUAAUAAUUCACUUGUACCGACCUGGAAUAGUUUCAAAUGUUGGCCAUUUGUUUGGAAAUGUUGUAUCAUUGUAAGAAAUUGGCAAUUUGGAAUCGUUGUUUGGUUGAACCAGGCAAAACAAUAGUUGAGGAGUUAAAAUGUAGUUUGUUCUGGUGAAAUGUUGUAUGUACCAACUUUGCUCAUUUAUGUUCAUGAAGACAAUGAUAUUCAUUGUUCACUGAAAUGCAUAAAAACAAAAUGAAAUGUUUAUUUGAAUUGUCAAUGUUAUUAGCUUGAACUUUGUCUUAAUUCAAAGUAUCAAAACAUUCUGAGAUUGGGUAAUCUUUAUAUUGCACGCUUUUGUAUUGUAUUCUAUUGUACACACCUUUGUUGCAAUAUUAUAAAAUGUAGGUAUCCAUGGCGUGCAAAAUAAAGAGAUCAUAAUAAGUCAAUUGAAAACCUUUUCAUGAGUUACUAGUGGUUAACUAGUGAAUACAUGUUACUUAAGAUAUGUUGUCAUGACAAAAGUUAUAUUGCCUUUACUGGGCAACAUGAAGUUGCUUUAAAAUGUACUGUAGUAUAUAUGGCAUUACAUAGUAUGUGUAUAUCUAUUCUUUAUACUUGUCCAAUGUUGAAAUGUACAUAAAUUGAUAUGAUUAUACAAA